AUGUCACCUUAUCCUUCUGUUGCCACUGCCCAAUUGCCACCAACACCACAGGCAACCCCACGCAACUCCUCAUCGUGCUCUGGUUUAUCAAUGGCAAAUGCGCUGUCAUUCAGUGCCAACUCCAAUCUCAUGAAUUACUCUCUACCAACAAGCGAUCGAAAGGAGACGACGACAGCUUAUCAGGAGUCUGCUGCUGGAAAAGAGACUCGGCGAGAGAUUCAACGAGGGAAUUCAAACACCAAAACGAGACAACUGGAUGCACAAAUUGAACGACUCACGCUUCAAAAUGUCAAGUUGCAACGCACCAAUCGACUACUUAAAGUGGAUACCGACAAUUUGAUCAAACAAAAGACUCAACCAUUGGAAGAAAACGUCCGUCAACUUACGCUUGCCAAUGUACAGCUACAACGAGCAGCACGUUUAUUACAGCAGGAUCUGGAAGAAAAGUCAAUGUGCCUUGAAAAGUUGAAGCAAGAGCAAAUCACUCAGAUGAAAUCAGUUGGCCCUGAAUACGAGUUUCUUGUACAAAUGAUCAAUCUUUUACAUCGCCAGAUUAGCGGAGACCCCACAUGCAAUGAGACUUGCUGCUUCACCCUUCAGCCAAUUAGUCAAUCAACCACUGUCAUGACCCUGCCUCCAGAAAACGACAAAGUGGAUUCCCAACACAUUUGCAGGCCAAUUGUGCACUCCUCCGUAUCCCAAGGCUCCUAUGCCAUCGAAUUGGAAAAUAAGAUUGUACACCUUGAGCAGGUGGUGGAGGAGCUUGAUGACGACAAGGGACAAAUACUACGUCAAAUGGCAUUCAAGGACAACGAUAUCGAGACGCUCAAGAAGGAGUUACAACUCAAGGACAACAUUGUAUCUCAAUUGGAACAAGAUUUCUUGGACUUGGAAGAGCAGCUGAGAUACUUGCAACACGAGUUGGAUGAUCGCCGAUUGACGCAAUCCAAGGAGGAACACCUGCAGGAUCCAAAACGGCAAUCGCAGCUUCUUAUGGAGAGGAAAAGACGUUCGUUAGCUAUCAAGGACAGCAAUGAAUUGGAGCACAUGUUAUCUGGUGACCUGGAUUACAAUAAUCUUUACAAUGAUCAAGACGAGGAUACGUUAUGUGAUAAGGAAAGCAGCACUCCUUCAAGGCUAUCCGAAUCGUUCAAGAUUGAUAAUGAGCCACUACACGAUGAUCAACCAUUGGAUGAUUAUUAUCACGAGUCGUUGCAGCAAGCAUCCUCCCAGCACCACCAAGCAGCAAACAUCAGUAUCCCAUGUCAUUACUCGGAGCAAUUACAUGAACGUGGCAUCAAUGACACUAUCAAAGAUAAGAGUAAUUCAUCUGGAGAAAGAGGACAACAUCCAUUUGCUCUAUUUGCUGUUUUGGCAGGAGCGCUUGGCUUUGCUUCGCAGUUGGGAGUCACCGAUGAUUGGACAUUGCCUAUCACUCUUGCAAUUCUGGUGUCUGUAUUCUUGCGAUCUGAAGCUGCCAAGGAUAUGCAGUUCAAGGUGAAACUCAAUUGA
Molecule: messenger RNA, 1512 nt
Organism: Lichtheimia ornata
Lineage: Eukaryota; Fungi; Mucoromycota; Mucoromycetes; Mucorales; Lichtheimiaceae
Exons: 4
Coding region: 1-1512 (503 amino acids)
Source: RefSeq, a predicted model, not a curated record